Messenger RNA from Cervus elaphus (red deer), 2004 nucleotides. Its product is annotated as UL16-binding protein 3-like. Bases 219 to 932 code for a protein of 237 amino acids. Gene Ontology annotation, biological process: positive regulation of T cell mediated cytotoxicity; antigen processing and presentation of endogenous peptide antigen via MHC class Ib; antigen processing and presentation of endogenous peptide antigen via MHC class I via ER pathway, TAP-independent. The record is from RefSeq and is a predicted model, not a curated record. The transcript is spliced from 5 exons. Gene Ontology annotation, cellular component: external side of plasma membrane. NCBI's taxonomy places the organism in Eukaryota, Metazoa, Chordata, Mammalia, Artiodactyla, Cervidae.
ACAGCCCUUGGGGCGGCGAGUGGGGCAGCGUCCAGGAUGUAAGCGGUUUCAACCCGGUGACGCCAGCGCCCUCCCGGCCCCGCCCGGGGUUGGCCUCGGCGCAGAGGAACUCCCGGCUGCCACUGAAGUGCAGAACGUGCCCCCGAGGAAAGGAUCCGCUCACCUGACCUGGCAUCCUCCUCUCGUGCAAAAUUGAGAUCCAGGUGGCAAAGGGAGAGAUGGGUGGCCCCGAGACCUGCCUUGGCUUCCUGGUCCUGCUUCUGAUUGUCUGGUUCAGCGGGACGCCCGGCGAUGCUCACUCUCUGUCCUAUAACUUCACCAUCGAUCCUCAGCCCAGACCUGGACAGCCGUGGUGUGAAGUUCAAGGCCAUGUGGACAGAGAGGUUUUUCUCUCCUAUGAUUGUGGUCAUGCUAAGAUCAUAUUCACAAGUCCAUUGGGAGAAGAAGUGAAAACCAUAAAGGCCUGGGAAACACAGAUCGAAACACUUGGAGACAUCAGGGACCAACUGCGUGACUUUACACUGGAGAAACACACGGUCAUGGACCCUCUCACCCUGCAGGCCAGGAUGACAUGUCACUGUGAGGAUGACAGACAUAUCAGUGGAUCCUGGCAGUUUGGCUUGAAUGGACAAAUGAGCCUCCACUUUGAUUCGGAGAAUGGACACUGGAGAGUGGAUCACCCUGGAGGCAGAUGGAUGAAAGAGAAGUGGGAGAAUGACAGAGCUGUGACCAAGUUCCUGAAGAAGGUCUCCAUGGGAGACUGUCCGGCCUGGCUUCAGGCUUUCAUGGUGCGCUGGGAGAAAAUGUUGAAGACCUCAGCAUCACCGACCAUGGGCCCCCCUACAGUCCAGCCCACGGCCACAGCCAUCAAGUCCAAAGCCUGGAUCCUCCCUUUGGUCCUCAGUUUCAUCAUAACUGUCUUCCUGGGCUGAGUCCUUUCAAGGAACAGGUGAUGCUGCUCCUAGGAAGCCCGACAGGUGCUCUCCGGCCUCAGGCCUCAGUCUUUGCUUGGCCGCCUUGGUUCCCCUUCUGCUCACUUUAGAGCCAGGAGGUCAGACCCAGGAGUUCGGAGCCUGCCUUCCCGUUGUGAUGACAAGUGGCUGCGCUGUCUCGUAUCUCUUCUCACAUCUGGGGAACAGACUCCUCAGUCUCUUUUUAUUCCCCCAACUGAUUUUACCUCUUUUUCUUGGUGCUAAGUGAUGGAAUCCAUGCACCUAAAUGUUCAGCUACUUGAACAAGAAAUCUCCACAAAUAGGAAACUUUCUGUUUUCUUCCAGUUUGUGAAAAAUCAGACUCUUUUCUGUAUGGCAAUCUCAUUGUUGCAAAUGGUGAUAAUAUAAGAAAAAUACCAUCUGCUAUUACAGGACUCAGGGAUUCUUUCUAUGUUCAGAGAAAAAACUUCAGAGUAUUUUCAACAAAACAAAAUACUAUGCCUGAAUGUCUCUUUUAGUCAUUUUAUUUCCUAAUAUGAAUAUUUAAGUUAGUAUCUCGCUAUUGCAAAAGACAUGAAUACUUCAAGUUUCUUUUUCUAAUCAAGGAGGGACCUUGGGACAUUUCACCCUUUUUCCACCUUUUGGGAUUAAAUAGAACUGAUGAUUCAGCUACAGUUAUUGUGAAAGCAGAGAGUAAACAGAACCCUCUUAAACUAACAUGCAGUCUAGCUGUCGAUCCCAAUCCUGAUACCUGGAUCCAAAGACAUAUCCUGGAACUUGUGCAAUGAAAUCAUUUUUUAUUUCAUCAAGAUCUGCAUCCUCAGUAGUGACUCUGCUGUGUUCCUCUGUGCCUCCCCCUCUCGAAGGAUAAGCCAGACUUCACAGCACAAACUAUAUCUGUUUUGAAAAGUAGAUUUAUUUCCCCAUUGACAGAGGAUCAUAUUCAGAAUAGAUAAUGAAUUACUACAAAUAAAGAAGAUAAAUUGUACCUUUUUGGCCACUGAUUGAGCUGUUCACAUAUGGUGAAUUGUUGUUCAGUCGCUAAGUUAUGUCCAACUCUGUGACCCAAUGA